AUGGAAUUAUCUGACGCGAUUGAGGUGUCUCGAGUGAACAAUGUCUUUAUGCGAACAGGACCUCGUGCAUCACAAGUUGGCUCGUUAGUAUUGCUAGGUCAUCAUUUAAUAUUUUCUCCCAAUAACCAAUCACCUUCACUGAAUAAGAAUGAGGAAGAAUUGUGGCUUCUUCAUCGCGCUGUUGAUCGAGCCUGCAUUGAGCCCCUCGUCAAGGACCAGCCUUCCAGAGGUGGCCUUUUGUCUCUCAUGUGUAAAAACUUCAUGAUAAUCACUUUUGAGAUAUCGAUCUGGGAAGAUUGCCAAGCAGCAGCACGAUCAAUCGAGACACUAUCUAAUAUCAAUGGUUGUUCUCAUGACUACCCAUUCUAUUAUCGAUGUCCAUUUCAAGUUUUGGAUGAUGGUUGGAAGGCAUUCGACUCUAGCGAGGAAUUCGCUCGUCUGAUUGUGCGCUGUGGUGACGAAUUUCGCAUCAGUAACGUCAAUGAGGGAUUUCAAGUUUGCCCUUCAUAUCCUGAGAAAGUGAUCGUGCCCAAGGGAAUUGGUGACGAUUAUCUGAGAAUUAGCGCCACAUUCCGUGAUGGGUCUCGUUUUCCCGUACUUAGCUACUUCCACAACAGCAGUCAGUCGGCUAUUGUGAGGUGUGGUCAACCGCUUAUUGGUCCUACUAAUCGACGUUGUAAAGAGGAUGAGCAUAUUCUGAACUCACUGCUAGCUCAUAGUCGUGGCACUAUUAUCGAUACACGAGCGAAACACCUGGCUCAGAAUUCAAGGAGUAAAGGUGGUGGCUAUGAAUCGCAAAUGUACUACUCACAGUUUCGAUAUAUGUACUUUCCAAUACCUCGUAUACGUGAAAUUCAACUAGCAUUAGCGAGGAUUGUGGAGCUUUGCAAUGACAAAUUUGUGUCCUGUGACCGAUUUAUGGCUCGACUUGCAAUUUCGUCUUGGUUGCACUGCGUAUCGGAUAGCCUAAACUGUGCUGCCAAUGUUGCACAGUGUGUUCAUCUCAAAGAGGUGCCUGUAAUUGUUCAUGGUGGGGAAGGAACGGACACGACUUUAUUGGCGACAUCACUGGCACAAAUUAUUCUUGACCCAGAUGUAAGGACUAUUCGAGGGUUUCAAUCUUUGAUAGAAAGAGAAUGGAUUUGUGCUGGACAUCCAUUUCAACUGCGAAACGCACACUCGGCAUAUGCUCAAGGUGCAGUGACCGGUUCACAAGAGAGUCCGGUUUUUCUCUGCUUUCUCGAUGCCGUUAAUCAGAUCAUUUCUCAAUAUCCCCUUGCCUUUGAAUUCGAUGAGGAGUUCUUGAUAUUCCUAUUCGAGCACGCUUAUGCGAGUGAAUUUGGCUCGUUUUUGGGCAAUAAUGAGAUGAUGAAAGCAGAGCUCGGUGUUAAAACGUCUACUGUUUCGCUGUGGUCGUACGUCAAUAAUCCUGAAAUACUCCGAUCAUUUGUUAACUCCUCUUAUGAACCUAGAGAAUCAGUGCUUUGGCCGUCUGUUGCACCACAAAGCAUCCAACUAUGGCGGAGGUUGUUCUUCCGAUGGCAGCUUGACUGGACAGAAAACGAUCAAAUGCGGAAGUAUGCUUCGCAGUGGCGAAGUAGAGAGCGCGAACUGAUCUCCCGCGCCCUCUCAUUGAAAAGGCAGUUAGUUGAGCUUACGAAGGAGUCGCUUUUUCUACCUAUAUCGUUGUCUCAACAAUAG
Messenger RNA from Haemonchus placei, 1701 nucleotides. NCBI's taxonomy places the organism in Eukaryota, Metazoa, Nematoda, Chromadorea, Rhabditida, Trichostrongylidae. The record is from the annotation of a GenBank genome assembly.